Caenorhabditis sp. 36 PRJEB53466 is the source of this 3329-nucleotide messenger RNA. The record is from the annotation of a GenBank genome assembly. NCBI's taxonomy places the organism in Eukaryota, Metazoa, Nematoda, Chromadorea, Rhabditida, Rhabditidae.
AUGGUCGCCGAGAUUACGGUACCCGUAGAGUUUGUCUAUGUGGUCGGCGCCGCAAUGUUGUCGGCGUUCGUCGUCGUCGGCGCCGCCAUCUAUAAGUGAGUCUUUUUUCGGCCCACUUCUAGACCAUAUUUUCAUCGACAAAGGGUUAGAAAAGGGGGCUAGAUCACUGUGUCAUACAAGAAAGUAGGUUGCCUCUGAAGGUAUGUCAAACUAUGAGUAAAACUUUGAACAAAAGUGAGUCAAGCUAUAUAUAUCUGUUUUUCAGAAUGCGCAAACCGAUAGACAUUGACGAGUUGGACUGCGAACAGACGGCCCGUCUUUUCCGACCGGAAGUGCUCGCGCCCACACUCACUGUCGAUACGGAGUCGCGAAAAGUGCAGCCGUCGUUGAAGACUCGACUCUCGCAGUCGAUCAAUCCAUGGAAGACCUCGGUAAGCGGGUCUGGAAGAUUCUAAAGUCUAGGAGAUCUUCUCGCAGCCUUCUGAACGUGUUUUGGAAGCUGCUCAAGUCUUCUGAAGUCUUCUGAAGCAUGAAAACCUUUUGCAGAUCAUUGACCAACUGCGUCCGGAAGUGGUCAGCGAGUACCGCGGCCGCAUCAACUUUUCGGUGGCCUAUGAGAAGGAGUGCUCGACGCUCCACGUCCAUUUGAUGGAGGCCGUCGAUCUUCCCGUCAAGGAUUUCACUGGUACGUCUUUCCUAUGGAUGUUUUGCAACCAUUUCGCAACUUUUCUAGGCUCUUCCGAUCCCUACGUCCGUGCUUUCCUGCUUCAAGAUCCCGGAAAAAACGAGCGGAGCAAGGUGCAUCGACGGAACCUCAAUCCGACUUUCAACGAGACGCUCUCGUUCAGAGGUGGGUAAAAACUAGGCCAUGGGCACGGGUUUCUAGGCCAGCACGCAAACUUGAACGGUUUUGAGUUCUUAGGCCAUCUGGAACACUGCUAAAAGCCAGUUUGUGAUUCUAGGCCAUGUAUUGCACUUUCUCGGCCACCUAUUCAUUCUUCAAAGCAUAAUUUGGUUGCCUAGGCCAUCCAGAUGAAUUCCUAGGCCACUCGAGCUCAUAAACCAACUUCGAGCACUCUUCUAGAUUGAAAAUCUCUAAUUCAAGCGAAAAGUCCACAUUUCGAGAGUGCUGUAAUCUCGGUGGAUUAUACCCCCGGGGCCAUUGCACACCUGAAUAUCAAAUUUCCGUUUUCCCUAAUGAAAUUUUGCAUGUCUACGAGCUGACUCACGAUUUUUGUGCUUUAAUUCUAGGCCAAAACGUGGACGUUUUGAUUGCAAAAAUGCGCCGCUGAACGUUGAUCGGAAUUAGUGAGCCAUGCUCGCCGCAUUCUCGGAAACGGCGAUCAAAUUUGUCCUCUUUUUGGUCUAUAAUCGUUUAGCCUCGUCUCGUACGUACACACACACACACACACACACACAACUUACUCUCUCGCUCUUCUUUUUUGGCACAGAAAAUGGAAACAAAAAUGACUUUUUGGGGGCGAAAACAUUGACGAAAGACGACCGACCGACCGGAAUAUUAAUGAGUUCCGAGAGGAUUGCCCAUGCGUUUUGCACAAAUCCAACGUUUCGACACUGCUUGCAUUUGAAUUGAUUGGAUUGGCUAAAUUUGAGCAACAACGUCUUGCGAAUUAGUCAAAUUUUAGUGAAAAGAAGUUUAUUUCAACGUUUACUCAAAAAUAGGUCAAUGAGAAGAACGUGAUCAAUUUUUAGUGAAAUUUGACCAGAAAUUAGGUUCGUGAGUCAUCAAACAUCUCUCGAAUUCCGGUUACCUACUGAAAAAUUCAUUUGCUCGGCGCGAAAACUUGGCAAUUCCACGAGAUUCGACAUCGUCAAUGCUCGAACAAAUAUUGUCCGUUUCUCUGCCUCGCGCGUACACAUUGCCCACGUGAUAUCAUUCUUUUCCGAGUGUUGCUAGGCUCCAAAUUCUCGCCGCGCGUUUCUCGCACUCGCCGCUCAUUUUUCGGCUCAAAAACAGGCAAUCGGAGAGGAGCGUUGUUUUGCUCAUUUGUUUUGACUAGGUGCCCUGUCACACAUCAUAUUAUAAAGCGGCUCAUUUUUCCGUGACUUUAGGCCUGAAAAAACGCUGGUUUUUAGCUUUUGAAACGUUGGCAUUGGAAAUGAGUUCGCGUUUUGACAUUUUUGUUCCGAGCGCCGCCAGUUUUCGUUAGUUUUUGAAAGCCUAGACUCUCUAACUUCCUCUCGUUGCCACGUCAUUCUUCAUUCCGACGCCUCCUUCACCUAACAUAAUCGUUCCGUACCCGUCCUCUCGCAGUCCUUCUCCCAUCAUCCGCAUGGACAUCUUCUCGCUCCUCUCGCCAACCCGACGUCAUCGUGGAAUGGCGUCGCCGGGCCGCCAUCACAAUCAUCAUCAUCAUCAUCAUCAUCAUCAUCGCUCGGCGAGCAUAGACGCGCAUGACGUGCCCUACUCGCCAAAACAUCUGCUCACCUCGUCCACAGUCGCCACCACCUCGUUCUGUUCGCCGGCCACCAAAGCUGCUAGUAAGGCGGAAAAGUUAGGGCGGCGCGCGGGGAGCAAAAUCUGUCAAACACGUGGCAAAUUUGUAAAUAUUGUAGGACACUCGAUGAAGAAACUGCACGACAUGACGCUGGUACUCCAGGUGAUGGACUACGAUCGUUUCUCGUCGGACGACCCGAUCGGCGAGAUUCUUCUGCCGUUGAAGCACGUCAAGUUCGAGAAUAGUCCCGUCUACUGGAAGCACUUGCAACGGCCGACCGUGUCGAAGGUAGGCGGACAGGAAAAAAAGCGAGACGGCCUCCACAAAGUUUUGCAGGACGCUUGCGGCGAAAUCAUGAUUUCGCUGUGCUACUUGCCCACUUCCGGCAAGAUUACCGUCUCGAUCAUCAAAGGACGAGACCUGCAUUCGAAGGAUCGUACCCGGCACUACGGUACGUCCACACAUCUUUCGGUAAACCUGUGUAAGCUGGGAACAACUCAACAUGACCUAGGAAAAGCUAGGCCGCCACGCGUUGACGCAUCCAAUUUUGCAGACACGUACGUGAAAAUGUGGAUGGUGCAGCAGGGAAACAAGUUGGAGAAGCGGAAGACGUCGGUGAAACCGCACACUCCGUCGCCGAUCUUCAACGAGUCGUUCGCCUUCUCGAUCCCCGUCAAGUCGGUGCUUCAGGCCGAAGUGAAUCUCGUGCUCACCGCCAUGGAAUACGACGUGAUCGGCUCGAACGAGGAGAUUGGCCACGUCAUCGUCGGCGGCCUAGGAUCCGAACACGGCCAGCGUCACUGGAACGAGUGCAUCAGCCAUCCGGAGCAGCCCGUCGCCAUGUGGCACAAAUUGUGCCCCAAAUGGUAG